AGUAAAAUACUUUAUCCAACAAAAAUCUCCCUCAACAUCUGGGCAUUGUCAUUUAGAUGUACAUUUCAUGCAGUCGUUCGCUUUUUCCAGUAACUGAUUCCGUGUCUAAUCCAGCUCUGGUUUUCUCGUAAUUUCCCGGCUAAAAAUGGGGACAGACACGAGUGCGCGCAUUGUGUCCAGUCUGGUUUGGAUAGAAGACGAAAAAAAUGUGGCGCGCCUACCCAACCCAGACAGCGGCCUGCCUGUCAGUGCCUGGGAUGAGCGAGAGUCAGUAACGUUAGUGCGAGCGAGACCUUGGCUGGGCCACGUAGCGAUGGAUCUACAGUAGCACCGAGUCUACUGCUAACAUAUCAGUGUCAUACAUUCUAAAAAUGCAUUAAACACAUUUACAAUCGAGCAUGCAAUAGGAUUAUCAAACAGUGGUGAACUGCAACAGUAGCUGGCUCUUUUUGUGCGUCUGCAGCACUCCAGAAUCCCUGCAACUCCGAUUGCACGAAAUGAGAAAGAGGGCGCUCUCACCGAAGGUGGCAGAUUGCAGAUGGCUCCUGAAACGAGGCACAGAAGUUCUGACUGCAGCUCAACGUCCGGCGUGAAGCUCACCCUCAAGACAGAAGCUUAAAGACUGAAGCCCUAACGGACAAUAUAACACUGACAGCCUCGAGUGGGAGACUAACCUGAGAGGCUUCAUCUGCGGAGAGACCAAAACCUCAUCGAGGUUGAAGAGCAGACACCCCAGCUUCCAGAGAAGCUUUGAGAUUCAAGCUCAACAGAAGCCCAAGCUUGUAGCAGAAUGCCACUCAUGGUCUGUCCUCAGCCUUUGUCCUGUGCUGAGCAUGGAUCCCCUGUUUGAAUCUGGGUGACGCUUUCUUCCCUUCGCCCCUUCCUCCUUCCUGUCUCCUCAGUGGUUGGAGGGGUGGGGGAUUGCUUCCGUUCCCCCUGCCCCUCCAUACAACAUAGCGAGGUUACUCUCACAGUUUAAGAAUAGCAACACUGCUAACAAACCUCUGGCUGAGCUUCAACUAGCACUACUACAGUCUUCCCCUCCCACACACAUGAAAUCCUGCCAGAGCCUGAAGGGAGAGGUGUCCAGCCCAGGUGGGAUGUCACAGGAGGGGCGCAGAACGCAGCAGGUGGCCCAGUCCUACUACCACUCCCCCGCCCCAGACCUGGACCUAACGGGCAAGCUGUACAAGCGGGAGGGCGGGGGCAAACCUUACUCUGUGCUAGUGGACAACAAGAUGGCAGCCAAGACCCCCAUGGGUGACCAGACUCUCAGUCAGCUGUCCCCGCAGCAUGUUACCUCCCCCCAGCAGCAGUACUACAGAGAGGGGAUAGUAGGGCAGGAUGGGGGCGCGCAGGGGGCCCAGGCAGGCAAUGGGGGCACCUCCGAGGACUCAGAGGAAGAGGAGGAGUCAUUCAAUCGGGAGCAGAUCAUCGUGGAGGUCAACCUGAACAAUCAGACACUUAACGUAUCAAAGGGGGACAAGUCCGUCCCCCAAACCGAUGCCUCAGAGAGACACUGCAGCGAGGAGGAGGAGGAAGAAGAUGUGGAAGAAGAUGAAGUUGAAGAGGAGGAAGAAAUAGAGAGUCGUAGAACGAGAGCCAAGAGGGCUCGGCGUGGGGUGGUCCCCGCUGCCAGCCAGUCCCGGAGGAAGACCCAGUGCACCGCUCUGAGCACCACCGGCAUGACCACCAGGGGCCGACGGAAGAAGACCACCCAGCCACCCAAGAGGACACGCCGGACUGCCAGGGAGGGCAAGGGGACCCCCUCAGCUGGCUCUGCCACAGGGGAUAAAGCGGAUGGGGAGGAGCGGGAGACGCUGGCGUGUGAGAAGUGCCCCCGUGUCUUCAACACCCGCUGGUACCUGGAGAAGCACAUGAAUGUCACACACAGACGCAUGCAAAUCUGUGACAAGUGUGGCAAGAAGUUUGUCCUGGAGAGUGAGCUGGCCUUACACCAGCAGACUGACUGUGAAAAGAACAUCCAGUGCGUCUCCUGCAACAAGUCUUUCAAGAAGCUGUGGUCGCUGCACGAGCACAUCAAGAUCGUGCACGGCUACGCAGAGAAGAAGUUUGCCUGUGAGAUCUGUGACAAGAAGUUCUACACGAUGGCUCAUGUCCGCAAGCACAUGGUUGCUCACACUAAAGACAUGCCGUUCACCUGUGAGACCUGUGGCAAGUCGUUCAAGCGCAGCAUGUCCCUGAAGGUUCACUCGCUGCAGCACUCUGGGGAGAAGCCCUUCCGCUGUGAGAACUGUGCUGAGAGGUUCCAGUAUAAGUACCAGCUACGCUCCCACAUGAGCAUCCACAUCGGACACAAGCAGUUCAUGUGUCAGUGGUGUGGCAAGGACUUCAACAUGAAGCAGUACUUUGACGAGCACAUGAAAACACACACCGGAGAGAAGCCAUUCAUCUGUGAGAUCUGUGGGAAGAGCUUCACCAGCCGGCCCAACAUGAAGCGCCACCGCCGCACCCACACAGGAGAGAAGCCCUACCCCUGCGAGUUGUGCAGCCAGCGCUUCCGCUUCUCCAACAUGCUCAAGGCCCACAAGGAGAAGUGCUUCCGGGUCACCAGCCCUGUGACCCUGCAGGCCAGCAGCCUCCCCCUGCCUCUCCACCUCUCUGCCACCUCCUCCUCUGGCCCCGGCCCGGGCCUCGCCCCCUUAGCUGCCACCACCUCCGCCCCUCUGGGCCUCAGCCCGACAGGGGGGGCUCUUCCCCCACGCGCACCCGUGGGCCACCCCACCUUCUCCCAUCUGCACAUGACCCCCUCUCACCAUCUCCCUCACCACCAAACGUCGCAACAACAGCAGCACCACCCCGGCACGCCCCUGCAAGCACUCCCUCUACCCCACCACCUCCUGCCUGUGCCCCCCGUCUCCCCUCCCCCCGCGCUCUUCAAGAGCGAGCCCCUCACCCACUGUGGGCAUGAGGACAGCAGCUACCUGCGUUACAUGGCACCGCAGGACAAGGGGCCUGGGGCCCCCCAGCAUCACUGAACCCUAUGUGGGCUCCAGGCCUGCCUGCCACACCUCGAUUACCCCCACCCCAACUCUCCCUGGCCCCUGGUGUAGAGCGGCCCCUCGAAGACUGAUAUGAACAAGACACUCAGAGCUCAGUACACACCAGUGUGUGAGGGAUACAGACAGGUACACUUUCAGUCUACACUUUAGAUAAGUGAGUGACCCACUUAGCUAGAGACCCAGGUCAACUGACACAGAUUUUACAACCUCUUGCUCAUAUCUUUUCUUGUGAAAAUAUUCUUAGAAAACCCUGUAUUCUAAGACAACCUGCCUCCCAUGGUAGAAGGCUGUGUGUGUACCGGUAUGUGAGUUAUCCCUUGUUUGUGUCCAUUUUAUCCUCUCCACUAAUGAUUGCUAAUGUCAUUAUUCUGCUAGUGGUUCCUUAUCCAGGUAGCGGAUCAGAACAGAUCCAUUUCAUCAACUUAGUCCUUCACGUCAACUGACUUAAACAACGGUUGCACAGUUCUGGGGGAGUUGUAAGUCCUAAGGCUGACCCGUAGGACCAUGGGGUCACCGAGUUCUCGUUGAAUGUUUACCAUCCUGGUGCCAACUGGGUCUCCCACUGUCUCCUGAGGCAUUCCACACUGGCUCUACCAGCAGUAGGCCAGGAAUCACUGCCACAGGUCACAGUGGGGAGGUUAGAAAAUGGCUGUUAGUGCUACUACUAGUCUGUUGCGACAGAGAUUCUGGUUAAUUGGUGCUUUCCAUUGCAGUACUACACACUUCUAAACACAGGCUAGAUCUCGUCAUAUCUGGAGUGUACUGUAGCAGAGUGGGAUUGGUUGUGUUGUUGUGAUGCAGUUCUGGGAAUUGUCUUCUUGACUGACAUACAGCCUUUGUACAUGUACACACACACACACACUUCAAAAAACAGUAUGACAUCACUGGUCUCACUUCACACAAAAUGCUUGUCAAGGGAUUCUGCUGUUUUUCUGUGUAUUUUCUUUUUUGUCUUCUGUCAUCAAAACAGUUAAAUACUGCCACUGUGACGGGUCCUCACAUACGACCCAACCUGGACCUCGCAUCUCUCUUCUGUCUCUCUCGCUUUCUUUCUCUAUCUCUUUCUUUCUCCGUCUCUCGCUCCUCUGUCUCUCUCCCGCUGCUGCUGCCGAGAUGAUGAUGAUGAUGAUGAUACGGGUCACCCUGUAAAAGGCCAUUAGAACACAUUCAGAAGUUCUGACUUUUUCAGCACAACUCAUAACUGAAAAAUAUGUAUUUUUCCCCAACCAGCCUAUAUUCCACAGCUUGGUGUGGAGCAUGACACUUGUUUGUAAUGUAACAGUUUGUUCUCUUAGUUUUAGGUUACACAAAUAUUGAGGCCCUAUCGCCCACGUUGGCAAAUAGCGAUGAAUCAAAACAUGUUGAAUGUUGCCUAGAUGGAGGGAUAUUGGCUAACGGUUUAGCAAUCAAAUAUGUUAUUUUCGAGUAAUAAUUUCUUGAAAUAUGCUACAUUUGGUUUCAGACUGAAGAAUUGUUCUCACCUCGCUCUGAACAUACUGUUGAGUGAUAGUCAUAGGAAAGGUUGGAGGAUUAUGUCUAACAUGCGUUUCAAUUUCUUGUGUAGAUACAUUUACUCAAGUUGUACAUUUACUCAAAGAAAUCACAUUGGUAUAUGUAACCUUUGUGUGUGUGUGUGUGUGUGUGAAUGUUCCCGCUGUCCCAUUGUAUGAUGUUCUGACAGUCCGGUUGUUGUUCGUGUUGAUGGAUGACAGAGAGAUUCUGUCUUGUGGGAUUGUUGAUAGUGGGUUGCAGGAUGUUGUCCGCCGCCCCUUCACCCUGUCUGGGACUGUUAUCAGAUCAGAAUGAGUGGUGAGGAGCAACAUGUCUCAGUAAUGGCAAAAUGGAACCUCUCUGGUGCUGUUGUACAAAAGCUGCUUUACAUAGUCUCUGGGUCUCUCCCUCUAUGCACACACCCUGCUGAAGCCAUGCCAUCUCUUGAAGGGGGUGCUGGGAGUGAUUUGCACACAAGAAUAUGUCUGAUAUAUGUUUCUGUGGAUUAACAGCUAUAGGUAUAGCGUAGUAGUGGAUCAGGUUACUGUGUUUGCAUAUCGGGAGAAACUGAAGAGGAACAAUAGCAGGCCAUGAGCAAGGCCCAUUGAAUUUGGUUUAACAGUGGACAGAGAUACCCACCCUCUAGAGAGCUACAACCAUUCUGCCGUUACUGUGGGUCUGUUAGUAGGGCCUCUGUAUCGGCUUAACCAUGAGUUACUUAGUGUUUUUCACGAUGUUUCACUAUGAGUUGUAUUUUUUGUUACGUUAGUUUUGAAAAGCUUAUUCAUUUGUGUGUCCUCUGCACUUUACUGCUGCGUGAGUGAGGCACAGUGAAGGGAGGGACUGACGACGCAUUGUGGGAGUGAGUGAUGUGUCGGGUGCAUGGGGGGAGGUGAUUGGUUUGGUGAGUGGCUGUUUGGGCAAGGAAAAGGAGGAGAAUCAAUCUGGACGUGGAGAGUGUGGAAGGGACCAUGGCAUAAGGAAAUGUUUUGUUCAGUUCAUACAUUUUGUUUAUUAUUUCCUGUAAGGAAAUAGACUGGCUCUAAUAUGGACUCCCAAAGAGUGAUCGAGUAGUGUUGUUCCUUCUGCUUUGGCGAUUCUUACACUAGCCCCUCCCUGCUUCAUCUGAUCUGAAAUACAUUUGCGGUGUUUGUCUGCCUCAUAUCUAGUUUCCUCUUUUGUUGUGUAACAUUUUCUCUUCCGAUUUACUGUAUGAUUCUCCUCCUUUCAUAUUUGUAAUAUAGAAUGCACUUUUGACUAAAAUCCUGGCUAGUUACGAAAAAUAGCAAUGUAUAUUCUUUAAAGAUGUUUAAAAAAAAAUCAAUAUACUUUUUCCCCUCAUGUAUUUUUAACCACUUAAUGUAGCAUUGCAUAUUUUAUUAUUGUCUGUAUCUGGUACAAAAUUGUGCGGCUUUAUACUGUCCUGGGUUGUUUUUUUUUU
Oncorhynchus tshawytscha (Chinook salmon) is the source of this 5955-nucleotide messenger RNA. It is a transcript of the gene znf652, whose product is annotated as zinc finger protein 652. Gene Ontology annotation, biological process: regulation of transcription by RNA polymerase II. Gene Ontology annotation, molecular function: DNA-binding transcription activator activity, RNA polymerase II-specific; RNA polymerase II cis-regulatory region sequence-specific DNA binding. NCBI's taxonomy places the organism in Eukaryota, Metazoa, Chordata, Actinopteri, Salmoniformes, Salmonidae. Gene Ontology annotation, cellular component: nucleus. The coding region runs from base 1053 to 2999 and encodes 648 amino acids. The transcript is spliced from 6 exons. The record is from RefSeq and is a predicted model, not a curated record.